This is a messenger RNA of Actinia tenebrosa (Australian red waratah sea anemone), 1439 nucleotides long. Its product is annotated as hatching enzyme 1.2. Gene Ontology annotation, molecular function: zinc ion binding; metalloendopeptidase activity. Gene Ontology annotation, biological process: proteolysis. The record is from RefSeq and is a predicted model, not a curated record. Lineage: Eukaryota; Metazoa; Cnidaria; Anthozoa; Actiniaria; Actiniidae.
AUCAUAGAACCUAAAGAAAGAAAAGACCACAUGACUCCAGCUUAGCCCGCCUUUUCUUACGUUCAYAACCUCAUCCGCUAUCGACGGCCAGGAAAGACCAUUUCGUCCAUGCGGUCCACAUACACUUACCUCAAAACUAGAGAAAUCAAACCAAACCUGAGAUGUUAAGUAUGGAAAGAUUGAAUGUCAAGCAGCUUUGUUUUUGUGCUGUUUUGGUAUUUGUUCUUGUUCAUGGUGCGUUCUCAAAGGCUGUGCUUGGUACAGUAGCUACACGUAUUGCGCCAUUCAGAGCUAACGACGCCGAUCGAAGUGAUGCAGUACAGCUUYACCAGACAGAUAUAUUUGCUACCAWUUUGAAGGCGAACGCGAAAAACUCUCAUAGUGCACAUGGUCAAGUAAAUGCUGAAGCUCUUUUUCAAGGGGAUAUCCUAAUGACCGAAGAACUGCGUCUAGCUUUGAACACAAGUGGUACAGACACCCUUUCCCUWCCCCUGAGAGUCACAGCAGGCAGGGCGGUAAAUGGUCAUGAUCAGAACAGAUGGCCUCCUAUCGGUAAUGGUCUGGUACRAGUCCCGUAUGUCAUUGAACAGUCAUGCGUUGCAGACCRAUCAGUUAUCCAGCAAGCCUUGAGYCACUGGGCAGAAAAGGUUCCAUGUAUUGCAUUCGUACCCAGGACUGCUCAAGUACACUACCUGAGCUUCUUCUCAGGCCAAGGGUGUUUUUCAUGGGUYGGUCGCAAAGGAGGCAAACAAAGAAUUUCUAUUGGUCCAGGAUGUGCAGUAAUGGGAGUUAUUGCACAUGAAAUAGGACACGCCCUUGGYUUCUGGCAUGAACAGUCCCGACCAGACCGAGAUAGAUACGUCAAAAUAUUAUGGAACAAUAUUCGGUCAGACAACCUUGAUAACUUCAAAAUGAUCGACAACUCCGACACUAACGACCUUGGAGUGGAAUAUGAUCUAGCCAGUCUGAUGCAUUAUGGUCCAAAAGCGUUUUCUAAAUCCCCWUCACUUAACACCAUCGAGAGYUURRACGGCAGCACUACYUUUGGUCAGCGGAAUGGUCUGAGUGACAAAGACGUUGAACAGGCCAGGUUGCUAUAUUGCAAUGGAUCUAGUGUCUGUCAGCACAAGGAUCAUAACAAUAACUGUCCAUGGUGGGCUGAGGCUGGCUACUGUCACUCGUCUAGUAUCUACUACCCCUUCAUGAACAAAAACUGUAAAAGAUCGUGUUACUGCAGCUAUGUAUGUGAGGACAAAACCGCCAACUGCCCAUCCUCGGCCAGCUCGGGGUCCCUGUGUACCGACCAACGCUUCGAGAAGUACAUGUCAGUAUACUGUAAGAGAAGUUGUAAUCUGUGUGCUAACUAGUAUUGAUCGAGCCUCACCAAGAGAAAACUUUAGCAACCCUGGUAACAAUAAAUGUCAGAAUUCUUUUUAUAA